AUGACUGCCCGAGGGGAGCUCGCCUCGUGGGCAUUCCCUGCCCGUCUGGACACCAAGCCUGCCCCUGACGUCAACUCACCUGCUCCAUCAGUAGCCGAGAUUUCGUUUCCUCGCAAAGAUGGCAAGCCCGUUGUGAUUGCAUUCCUUCGACACUGUGGAUGUCCUUUUGCUGAAAAGAUCUUCUUGAAUCUCCGCCGGCUCGCCGAAGAACGCCAGGAUGUGCAGUUCAUCGCGGUAUCUCACAGUGAUCAGAUCUCAACCGACCACUGGACCGAAUCAAUUGGCGGCGCCGGCAACGUCCAAAUCAUUGUCGAUAAUGAAAAGAAGAUUUAUGCGCAAUAUGGACUCGGAGUAGCGAGCUUCUGGCACGUUCUGAACCCGUGGAGCAUGGCUGAAGUAUUCCGCCUGGCUUUUCAAGAGAAGAUCAAGAACCGCCCGACCGAGACUGGUACCCGUUGGCAGAUCAGCGGCAUGUUUGCGAUCGAUGCUUCGGGAAUAGUCAAAUAUUCUCAUCCCUCCCAGACCACGGAUGACAUGGGCGAUCCGGCUGCUGCUCUGGAGGCAGUGCAGUCGACGGCUAAGUUGUAG
Cyphellophora attinorum is the source of this 588-nucleotide messenger RNA. RefSeq lists its product as uncharacterized. The record is from RefSeq and is a predicted model, not a curated record. The transcript is spliced from 2 exons. Lineage: Eukaryota; Fungi; Ascomycota; Eurotiomycetes; Chaetothyriales; Cyphellophoraceae. Bases 1 to 588 code for a protein of 195 amino acids.